CGCGUGGAAUUUCGAAUACACACGCGGCCGUCCACACUUAUCACUUUCGAUAAUAUGUCUUUGGAUUUGAAAACUGUUGAAACAUUUUAAGCCCAAUUCAUUGGCUUUCCUCGCUGGUAGCUCGCUUGUUUUUCCAUGAAGAAUAGCAUUUUCUUGCGGCAGCAAUAAUGUGCAGCAACUCUUCGCCUGUGUGGGAUCGUUUGGACGUGUAUCUGUUGUGGCAGUUAUUCAGAUAACCUGAAAAAGACUUUAUAAAGUCGGAAACUCACAAAAAAAAUGGAAAAGCCACAAACUUGUGUCGAAAGACCGCCUUCAAUAAAACUAAGCAAAUCUGCAAGCAACACCGUUUUGAGUAACCCAACAGAGUUAGCAAAGGUUAAAAUGAACUUGAGCAAAAGUUGCUUUGGUGUAAUGUCAAAUGACAAGAAACCACUGGACUUAGAUUUAACAAACCUGAAUUGGUUACAAAAUAAUAACUUACUGAAAGGAAUUCACAAUGGAGCAAAACGUGGCUGCUUGCCACCUCUGCAAGAUAUGGACCUAACAUUUAUACCAGGCACUCAAAUAAAUGGAGGUGGACCCAAACACGCAAGCUCACCAAAAAUGAACUUACCAAAUGCAAAAAACACUCCAAGGAAACCACCCUAUUCAUUUUCUUCAUUAAUUUUUAUGGCAAUUGAAGAUUCAAGCAAUAAAAAAUUACCUGUUAAAGACAUUUACAACUGGAUAACAGAAAGAUUCCCAUAUUUUCGGAAUGCACCAUUAGGAUGGAAAAAUUCAGUGCGACAUAAUUUGUCAUUAAACAAAUGUUUUAAGAAGGUUGACAAGGACAAGGGGCAGGCUAUGGGUAAAGGUUCACUUUGGUGCGUUGAUCCAGAGUAUAGACCAAAUCUUAUGCAAGCUUUAAGGAAAACACCAUCAUUUCAUCCAUACGGCGGCCAGUGGACCACACCACCUCCAUCACCACAGAGUUCCAAUGGAUCUGCCACUAAAGCUUUGGAAUCACAACUUCUACAAAGUAUAACACAAAGUGGUAGACAUACUCCAAAUGUUGAUCCAGAAGCAGAGGCUGAAGCUGCUGCAACAAUGUGUUUGAUGGGUGGAGCAUCUGAUAUUGAUAGAAAUCCAUCAAAAACAAAAUUAAAAAAGGGAUAUAAAAGUUCCUUUUCUGAUCUGCUCUCUGUUGCAGCCUCAUUAGAAAAAGCUCAAAGACAAAGCAAAGGAAAACAAAGAAGAAUAUCAGACAGGAUUUCACCAAGUUCCUCGAUGGAUAGUGAAUACGAAUUUGAUCGUUCAGAUACAGAAGAUGAGGAUCAUGAGAACGAGGCUAUGGAGACGUUGAUCAAGAAAGAUGCACUGGAAGAUAGUGGUUAUGGUGAAAAAACUGCACGACCCAAUGGUGGGAAUCAAGAUGAUGAUAUAGUUGGUGCUGAUGCACUACUAGAACUAGCGAGCAAAGCCUGUAUAAUGAAACCUCUGUCUGUUGCGAGCAGCGAGGCAAGCGAUAGCUCGUGAGUAUAUCAUAGCGAGUAAUAGUUUCCGAGAAUUUAAAUGCCAGUAACUUAUUGGUUGAUAUGGGCUGACGUCGACGCAAGCGAUAGAAUCGGAUUGGUUAAUAUUGACUGGCAUCCAGUCUCCUUUCUACACCUCCAGCAUGCAGAUCCUCUUUUUUCUCAAGUCGAUUAGGACAUUUUAAAGCCUGGUGAUCCAAAUAAUCGUUUACAACAGGAUGCUGUGUUUUAAAUCCACAAGAUGGCCAGUUCAUCGAAUUUUAAACGAUAAUCUCACGCUGUUUUUAAUAAGAAGCAUCCCAAAAUGCUGGAUUAGUUGUGGGACUAGUUGGAUUUUUAGACAUUCACCUUUUUUCCUUCGAUCCUGUGGCCUCGAUUUCUUGUUUUCUACACCAUGCCAUUAAAAAAGUACGAGGCUUAGACCAUGCCGUACGGGCAGGGGUGGGGCAGCCGCACCCCCCCCCCCCCCCCAGGAGAAACAUUCUUCAUGGUGAAACAUGAACACGAAGCGAUAGGGUCGGAGAAAUUAGUAGGUUGGGUCUUCUGAGAAUUGGUUUUAGUACUUUACUAAUUUUUCUACGUUUGCAAUAUACUAUGUGAAUUUAACUGAAGAAAUCAAUAUAUUAUAUAUAACAUGAAGUAAAAUUAACAAUAUUUAAUAAAACUGAAAUUUCUUAAUGAAAUGACCUUUGUUCUUAACGUAAAAUGUUUGUAAAUGUAUAAAAGUGUCGUUGUAUUUAUCACAAAACAAUUCUAAUAAAUUUGUCGAUUUGUGUA
This is a messenger RNA of Dendronephthya gigantea, 2288 nucleotides long. Its product is annotated as forkhead box protein N3-like. NCBI's taxonomy places the organism in Eukaryota, Metazoa, Cnidaria, Anthozoa, Malacalcyonacea, Nephtheidae. Gene Ontology annotation, cellular component: nucleus. The record is from RefSeq and is a predicted model, not a curated record. The coding region runs from base 277 to 1515 and encodes 412 amino acids. Gene Ontology annotation, biological process: regulation of DNA-templated transcription. Gene Ontology annotation, molecular function: cis-regulatory region sequence-specific DNA binding; DNA-binding transcription factor activity. The transcript has 6 exons.